AUGGCGAACAGUGCGCCGGUCCCCGUGGUGACCAGGCCCCCUAAUCCUGUCGCUGACACCUACGCCUACGAUCACGUUAAUCCUGAGACCCAAACGGAGGUUUUCAAGGGCUUCGGCAUUGCCAACAACGACACCUUGCAGACUGAAUUCAUGAACAAGUUUGAUAGUCUUCUCCCGACCCUCCACGCUGAUUUCGGUAAACCGAACCCUCAAUUGGGGAUGAGCAGGAUGAGCAGGAUGAGCAGGAUGAGCAAAGCCGAAAGAGCUGGUUACGGACAGCAAGUCUUCGACGCGCUGCCUCUAGUUCCUGACGCACCCGAACCAUGGAAGACAAAAGCCAUUUCUAAACUAAUAACCGAUUCCAACUUGCGCCUAGUGCGUGCAGCCCAGCGCAAGGCCGAAAGAGAUGCGAAGACUGCAGUCAAGCGCCAGACCUUGCCCUCCCGCAAACCUAGUCAACACAAGCGGAAGAAGCCCUCAGGUCGAACAGAUCAGGACUCCAGCGAUGACAAUAGCUUUACACUGCGGAUAGCCAAGCGCUCGAUGUCACGCACUCCAACGUUGGGGCUCAGCUCACAGCCUAUGACCAUUUUCCCUGGUAACAACGACGCCAUGUCCAACGGCAAUUAUAGCGGCAUGCCCCAUGGCUUCGGCGGACAUGGCUCUCUCGGCAACUUCUCUGGCAGCCUUCCUGGUAUCCUUGCGCCUGACCCUUUCAUUAAACCAGAUGACCUUACGCUGAGAAUUGCACUGUGCGCAGUUCAAAACGGCGGAAUUGUGAAGACCUUGGCUGAAGUCACUGGCGAUGCUCUAACCGGUUCCAGUACGAGCGGGCGUAUCCAGUGGUCAGCACUCCUAGAAGAGGCUGACUCGGUGAGCGAUGUCGACCGCAAAACUUUCCUUUACGACAGCAGCGCCCGUUAUCCAGAGCUGUUCUUCUCGCCUCGACCUAGACAGGAAGUUGCUGUUAGAACUUCAGGACAAAUGAAAACGGCCCUCGCAGACUUUAGGAGAGGAUCCACAGUGUACCUAACCACAUUCGUUGUCACCAAACCAAUCACGCUACACGAAAGUGACACAAGCGCCAUAGCUAGCAUCGAGCAAGACACUCGACACAACGAAGAUGCAUCGCAACGCUCGAACUAUAAUUCACCAAAGCUCGAAGACAUCAAGGGCGACAAGAUUCAGGCGAACCAGUCCCAGCCAGUUGCCGGUAACGAGAGGCAGGUUGCGCAUCGAGACGAUCUAGCUUCCGAGCGCAGUAUCUCAGAGCGAGAAGAUAGAGACUCUUAUGAUACCCGCCAUGGCUCCAAAGCUCCCAGUCCAGAAGCCAACAACGCAGCGGCAGAGCUACCCCAAUAUAAGGCUACGGCUAAUAGAGAUGCGCCACCUCCCACCCACGAUGACGACGCCCAGUUAGAUGCACAAGAGCUCGCCACGUUGCCACCCCAAGUCUCGCAAGUUGCAGCCAGUGACGACACUCGCACGCAAGUUACACAGGAAGAGCAAACGUUAGGUUUGCCAGCUCCCCAGUCCUCGCAGUGGACGGCUAUCAACGAUCCGACUUGGCUCGACCAACUGGGAGACGACUACGACGACGAUAUCAUUCCUGGAUUCGAUGAAGAUGACGAAUACGAUGAAGAUGACACCGGAGACGCAGACCAAGAGCAACAUGAUAAUACUGCGGCCAGGGACGCGGCGGCGGCAUUCGCACGAGAAAGGCUCUCUGCUGCUGGCACUGCACAUGAAAAGGCCCAGAAGAUGGGUAUAGAAGAAUGGCAACGAGCUGCCGAUACAUUCCUAACCCCACUCCAAAAGCUCCAGCUCAAAGGUGGCGAAUGUCGCGUUCAUCUUUCUCCAAAAGUGGGAUUGAACCCCGACUUUGAACCAAUGCCGCUUCAGAUGGUGGGCAGCGUUGAGCUCAUCCGCACCGCUCAAGGGCCUCGGGGAGGUGCCCUACUCAUAGACAAGAUGGGCCUGGGCAAGUCCAUUGCAUGCGUCAUGGCAUACUACAUUAAUCUUGCAGCGGUGGCGAAGAUCCACGGAACGACAAAAGCAAACGAGUUCCCUCCUCUCCACGACGACCGCUUCUUCGACAUCAAACCCCAGAUUGGCGCCACUUUUCUCCAAGCUAGCGCGCAGGGUAUCGCCGCUAUUCCAGAGGCGUUUGCCAAGAUAUUUGCCGACAGCAAAUUUCUUCGCGAGAACAAAGUAUUCAGACCUAAAUUGGUCAUUCUCCACCCUGAGGGAAAGAAGAUUGCAGAGAGCUUAGGCGGAGAGAAAAAUGGCAUCUUUUACAAAAUGGCUCAGGCGGAUUGGAACGAGGUGAAUCCCCGGCCCGAUUGGGAUAGCCCCAGAGUUCGCCGUGCCUACCACUGCCCUGGUUAUGAGAGUAAUGAGGAACAGUGGGAGGAGGAGUGGGAAACAGAGGAGGUCCCCUGCUACGAAGGCGCAACUGUAGAAGCCCCUGCCCCGAGUAGCACCAGAUAUCUGAUUGUCUCUACGAGCGGAUGCUGGACCAAAAAUAUAUCUAAAAACUUUUCACGAGUUGAAGAAAACAAGGCCGAGUUCAAAGCGCUACAGAAGACACUCGACGACUUGGAGAUGAAGUCCCCCCAUGCGACGAAGAAGAUUGCAAACGCCAAGACUGCGAUACAAAGGCACAAGAACAAUUGGAUGCGCGCUUUAAACGGAUUUCCGGACGGUAGUGGGCCUCUGCAAGCGCUCCGAAGAUGUAUAUCCAAGGGCCCUGGGGGGAAAAUGAGGACUAUGAUCUACGUUAUCGACAUUGGCUUCGCCGGCUGGAUCUGGAUCGACGAGCUUCAUGCCGCUGGCUCUGCAAACACCAUCAUCUAUACACAGAUUGUGGACUACUUCCUCGAGACACGCCCCAAGUCGCAUCGGCCAGGCAUCGUAGGCAUCAGCGGUACGGCUCUAGCCAACGGCAUUGACUUGGUCCUCACUUUCGCGGACAAGGUCAUCGCUAGACUUGUCGACCGGAAGUCUAAAGAUGAGGGCGCUCGCUUGAUGGCUAGUCUCUGUUCCCAGCAUUCCAGAGAAUACCAAAUUGCAUGGCAAACGGUGCUCAAGAUCUUCACAUCACAGGUCAACCACAAGGACGCCGACGAGAUCAGUCCAAUUGCAAAGAUGAACGGCGCGCUAGAAGACCCCAAGGUAGACAAGAUGUUCUCCGGCUUUGCCGCCUUGCUUGAAUGGUUUUGUAUUGGCCGUGACUACGCGAGCAAGGACCCCUGGGGCAAUCAGCUGAACAUCGUUGACGCGAAGCACACCAUCCAAUAUCUCAACAUAACACACGAACCCCGCUGGUUUAAUGAGGUAAAGAAGGCCGAGAACGCCGUGCAGGCUGCCGUCAAGCAAAAGUACAAGGACGAUCUGGACGCAUGGGAGCAACUAGACGACCCCACCAUCCCUAAGCCUAGCAAGGUGAACAUGCAACGAGCGAAUCCUGCCGCCUACACGAUUGCACGUCUUGUAAGCUGUUUCCCCAAUUUACUCAAUGCCAUCGAUGCUUGGGACAAAGCCAACCCCGAAGCCGCCGUCUUCGCCAAAGGCCGCACGCUCGGAAAGGACAACAAGGCCCUGCAGAGCGCACUGGUUUCAGAGCAGUCGAUAAGGGACUCAUUCAUCUGGCGAAUCGCUAAGAACGCAUGCAAGGGAUCGGCCAAGAUCAAACACAUCAAGGACUAUAUCAACCAGUUGCGGAAAGAGCGCUCCGAAGUUACCCACCCCAUACUACAGCGAGCGAAACAGGGAGAAAAGUUUCACUACAAGAGCAAGUACAUCGUCGUAACGAGUAUGCGUCUCGCGCGUGCUCUGCUAUGGACUUAUCUCUGCCAGACCUUCCAAGACAGGCAUGUGUGCAUGGCUUCCGGUAGCUCAAAUCGAGCCAAGAGCCUUGCACAGUGGAGGACAUUCUACGACCCUAGCACUGACCGGGCUGAUGACGACGUCUUCAUUCUGGUGGCGGGGCUACGCGUUAUAAGUCAGUCCGUAACACUCGUAGAGGGCCACGUCCUCGAAGGCCUCGACCUUCCACUCAGCAUUCACGAUGCGCAGCAAGUGGCGAAUCGUCAGUUCCGUGUCGGCCAACAGCACGACGAGGUAUUUGUCAACUGGCUCAUCACGCAUGAUAGUGAGUUAAAGUAUCGCACCAUCGACGACAGGAUUGCAGCCCGCACAAAGGCUAAGCAAACCUUCUUGACCACGAUCCAGUCGCGCAAGACUGGUGAUGCCGACAAGAACCAGGAGGAAUAUGCGGUGAUUGACCUAACUGGUGAAGAUUAG
Pyrenophora tritici-repentis Pt-1C-BFP is the source of this 4305-nucleotide messenger RNA. RefSeq lists its product as uncharacterized. NCBI's taxonomy places the organism in Eukaryota, Fungi, Ascomycota, Dothideomycetes, Pleosporales, Pleosporaceae. The record is from RefSeq and is a predicted model, not a curated record.